This is a messenger RNA of Phragmites australis (common reed), 1815 nucleotides long. Its product is annotated as leucine-rich repeat receptor-like serine/threonine/tyrosine-protein kinase SOBIR1. Gene Ontology annotation, molecular function: protein kinase activity; ATP binding. The transcript has a single exon. The record is from RefSeq and is a predicted model, not a curated record. Lineage: Eukaryota; Viridiplantae; Streptophyta; Magnoliopsida; Poales; Poaceae. Gene Ontology annotation, biological process: protein phosphorylation. The coding region runs from base 53 to 1510 and encodes 485 amino acids.
CCCCCCCCCUCCUCCGGUCCUCCCACAGAAGCCUCCGAUCGAGCUCGCGGCCAUGGCGUCAGCGGCGAGCAAGUCACUCGUCGUUCCCGUCUGCGUCGUCACGCUCCUGUUCCUAGUCUCCGUCGUGGAAUGCUACGACGGCCGCCAUGUUGUUGAGAGCUCGGCCGUGGCGCGCCGCUCCCGCCUGGGGACCAAGCACGUGCACCACGGCCGGACUGCGGUGCCGCACCGGUACGUGCUCGCGGAGAAGAGCAACGGGACCGGAGGUGUCGCCGGUUCCAAGAACCGCAGCUUGCCGGUGACCGCCACCUCGUCACCGACUCUCGCCCCUCCGGCCGAGCAGGGCCGGCACCACCGCAGCCACAAGCACCGGGUGCGCAACUGGGUGAUCGGCUUCGUGGUUGGGUCCCUCGCCGGCUUCAUCUUGGGGUUGGUGCUCUCCGUGCUGUUUCGUAUGGCACUGAACUGCAUCCGCGGGCUGUUCCAAACGCGGUCUGGAGCCAUGAUCUUCACCCCGAAGCUGAUCAAGCGUGCCGAGCACCUGGCGUUCCUCGAGAAGGAGGACGGGCUGGCCUCGCUGCCCGUGAUCGGUCGUGGCGGGUGCGGCGAGGUGUACAAGGCGCAGCUCCCCGUGGAGCGUGAAGGGGAGGAGCCCAGGUUCAUCGCUAUCAAGAAGAUCAAGAAGCAAUCCGUCGACACGCCGAACAACUUGAGCGACGAGGAGAGCCGGCAGCUGGACAAGUGGUCGCGGCAGAUACAGUCGGAGAUCCGCACGGUGGGGCACAUGCGUCACCGUAAUCUGCUACCUCUGGCAGCGCACGUGCCGCGGCCCAACUGCCACUACCUCGUCUACCAGUACAUGAAGAAUGGAAGCUUGCACAACGCGCUCAAGGCCGAUGGCGAUGGCGGCAGCACCGUGCUGCCAUGGCCGGUGCGCCUCCGCGUGGCGGCCGGCGUGGCGGCCGGGCUGGAGUACCUGCACGUCUCGCACCGGCCGCAGAUCAUCCACCGCGACCUGAAGCCGGCCAACAUCCUGCUCGACGACGACAUGGAGCCCCGCAUCGCGGACUUUGGACUGGCCAAGGCUAUGCCGGACGCGCACACGCACGUGACCGCGUCCAACCUGGCGGGUACGUGGGGUUACAUCGCGCCGGAGUACCACCAGACGCUCAAGUUCACGGCCAAGUGCGACGUGUACAGCUUCGGCGUGAUCCUGGCGGUGCUGGCGACGGGGAAGGAGCCAUCGGACGAGUUCUUCACGCAGGUGGAAGAGGUCGGGCUCGUCAAGUGGCUGCGCCGCGUGAUGCGGUCGGGGGACCACGCGGAGGCCAUCGACCCAGCCAUCGCCGGCGACGGGUACGAGGAGCAGAUCCUGCUGGUGCUGCGCAUCGCCGUCUUAUGCACCGUCGACGACCCCAAGGAGCGGCCCACAGCCAAGGACGUCCGGUGCAUGGUGUCACAGAUUUUUUUUUGCCGAAACCGGGCAGGAGAUCUGCCGAUUUUAGAUUAAGAGGAAGGGCCCAAAGCCGGUUACAAAAGAUUAAAAAAAUAAAAGGCACCCAGUCACAGAUCAAGAACUAGUCGGCUCUGCUGCUGCUGCAUGAUCGGUAAACAAAGACUUUAUUAUGUAUGUGGAAUAUCGCUAGUGCCGGAUCAAUUGGGCACAUCAACUGUCAGGUGGGGCCAAUUGAUUAGGACUGGUAUUUAUAUCAGGAAGGUAGGAAUUUAGAAAAGACUAGCUAAGUGUCCGUAUAUUGCAAUGAAAAUAUAAAUAUUAGAUGUGAUAAUAUACAGCAUAAACUUAAUGUAUGGAGA